Equus quagga is the source of this 9434-nucleotide messenger RNA. RefSeq names its product ATP binding cassette subfamily A member 1 (gene ABCA1). Gene Ontology annotation, molecular function: ATP binding; ABC-type transporter activity; lipid carrier activity. Lineage: Eukaryota; Metazoa; Chordata; Mammalia; Perissodactyla; Equidae. Gene Ontology annotation, cellular component: membrane; intracellular membrane-bounded organelle. The record is from RefSeq and is a predicted model, not a curated record. Bases 322 to 7107 code for a protein of 2261 amino acids. The transcript has 50 exons. Gene Ontology annotation, biological process: transmembrane transport; lipid transport.
CAAAAACCCGGUAAUUCCGAGAGAGAGUGAGUGGGGCCGGCACCGGCCGAGCCGAGCUGACCCCUGUCCGCCCGGGCGCAGGUGGGCAGGGCCGGGGCCCCGCGGGACCAGCGCCGCCAGAGCCAAUUUCGCGGCGCGCUUUGCUCCUUUUUCCCCCUUUUUUACCGGAAGGGAUUUUCAAAGGGUGGGGGAAAGACAGGCAAACACAAAAGUGGAAAACAGUUAAUGACCAGCCACAGCGUCCCUGCCCUGAGCUCUGGCCACGGCCUUCACAGGCUCCCAAGCCACACGCAGGUUGCCGUGGGUGCCAGCUGAGGUAACAUGGCUUGUUGGCCUCAGUUGAGGUUACUGCUGUGGAAGAACCUCACUUUCAGAAGAAGACAAACGUGUCAGCUGCUGCUGGAAGUGGCCUGGCCUCUAUUUAUCUUCCUGAUCCUUAUCUCCGUUCGGCUGAGCUACCCACCCUAUGAACAACAUGAAUGCCACUUUCCAAACAAAGCCAUGCCCUCUGCAGGAACACUUCCUUGGGUUCAGGGGAUUAUCUGUAAUGCCAAUAACCCCUGUUUCCGUUAUCCGACUCCUGGUGAGGCUCCUGGGGUUGUUGGAAACUUUAACAAAUCCAUUGUGUCUCGCCUGUUCGCAGAUGCUCGGCGGCUUCUUUUAUAUAGCCAGAGAGACACCAGCAUGAGGGACAUGCACAAAGUCCUGAGAAUGUUACGGAAGAUCGAGAGGUCCAGGUCAAGGUUGAAGCUUCAGGAUUUCCUGGUGGUCAAUGAAACCUUCUCUGGAUUCCUGAGUCACAACCUCUCUCUGCCAAGGCCUACUGUGGACAGCGUGCUGGGAGCUGAUGUCAGUCUCCGCAAGGUUUUUUUGCAAGGCUACCAGUUACAUUUGACCAGUGUGUGCAAUGGAUCAAAAUUAGAAGAGGUGAUUCGCCUUAGUGACCAAGAAGUUUCCAGGCUUUGCAGCCUGCCAAGGGAGAAACGGGAUGCAGCAGAGCAAGUUCUUCGUUCCAACGUGGACAUCCUGAAGCCAAUCCUGACAGUACUAAACUCUACAUCUCCUUUCCCAAGCGAUGAGCUGGCCGAAGCCACAAAAGCUUUGCUGGACAGUCUUGGGACACUGGCCCAAGAGCUGUUCAGCAUGAGGAGCUGGAGUGACAUGCGGCAGGAGGUGUUGUUUCUGACCAAUGUGAACAGCUCCAGCUCCUCCACCCAGAUAUACCAGGCUGUGUCCCGCAUCGUCUGUGGCCAUCCUGAGGGUGGGGGCCUGAAGAUCAAGUCCCUCAACUGGUAUGAGGACAACAACUACAAAGCCCUCUUUGGAGGCAAUGGCACUGAGGAAGAUGCUGGCACCUUCUAUGACAACUCUACAACUCCUUACUGCAAUGAUUUGAUGAAGAAUUUGGAGUCCAGUCCUCUUUCCCGCAUCAUAUGGAAAGCUCUCAAGCCUCUGCUUGUUGGGAAGAUCCUGUACACACCAGACACUCCUGCCACGAGGCAGGUUAUGGCCGAGGUGAAUAAGACCUUCCAGGAACUGGCUGUGUUUCAUGAUCUGGAAGGCAUGUGGGCAGAGCUUAGCCCCAAGAUCUGGACCUUCAUGGAGAGCAGCUCAGAAAUGGACCUUGUCCGGACACUGUUGGACAGCAGGGCCAAUGACCACUUUUGGAAAGAGCAAUUGGAUGGCUUAGACUGGACAGCCAAAGAUAUCAUGGCCUUUGUGGCCAAGCACCCGGAGGAUGUCCAGUCCACUAAUGGCUCUGUGUACACCUGGAGAGAAGCCUUCAAUGAGACCAACCGGGCCAUCCAGACCAUCUCUCGUUUCAUGGAGUGUGUCAACCUGAACAAGCUGGAACCAAUAGCCACGGAAGUCCGGCUCAUCAACAAGUCCAUGGAGCUGCUGGAUGAUAGGAAGUUCUGGGCUGGUAUUGUGUUCACCGGAAUUGCCCCUGGCAGUGUCGAUUUGCCCCAUCAUGUCAAGUACAAGAUCCGAAUGGACAUCGACAAUGUGGAGAGGACAAAUAAGAUCAAGGAUGCGUACUGGGACCCGGGUCCUCGGGCUGACCCCUUUGAGGACAUGCGAUACGUCUGGGGGGGCUUCGCCUACUUGCAGGAUGUGGUGGAGCAGGCAAUCAUCAGGGUGCUGACGGGCACCGAGAAGAAAACAGGUGUCUAUGUGCAGCAGAUGCCCUACCCCUGUUAUGUUGAUGACAUCUUCCUGCGGGUGAUGAGCCGAUCAAUGCCCCUUUUCAUGACGCUGGCUUGGAUUUACUCUGUGGCUGUGAUCAUCAAGAGCAUCGUGUAUGAGAAGGAGGCGCGGCUGAAGGAGACCAUGCGCAUCAUGGGCCUGGACAACGGCAUCCUCUGGUUCAGCUGGUUCAUCAGUAGCCUCAUUCCUCUGCUCGUGAGCGCCGGCCUGCUGGUGGUCAUCCUGAAAUUAGGAAACCUGCUGCCCUACAGCGACCCCAGCGUGGUGUUUGUCUUUCUGUCCGUGUUCGCGGUGGUGACCAUCCUGCAGUGCUUCCUGAUCAGCACACUCUUCUCCAGAGCCAACCUGGCGGCAGCCUGUGGGGGCAUCAUCUACUUCACGCUGUACCUGCCCUACGUCCUGUGUGUGGCGUGGCAAGACUAUGUGGGCUUCACACUCAAGAUCCUCGCGAGCCUGCUGUCUCCUGUGGCUUUUGGGUUUGGCUGUGAGUACUUUGCCCUUUUCGAGGAGCAAGGCAUCGGGGUGCAGUGGGACACCCUCUUUGAGAGCCCCAUGGAGGAGGAUGGCUUCAACCUCACCACCUCAGUCUCCAUGAUGCUGUUUGACGCCUUCCUCUAUGGGGUGAUGACGUGGUACAUCGAGGCCGUCUUCCCAGGCCAGUAUGGAAUUCCCAGACCCUGGUAUUUUCCUUGCACCAAGUCCUACUGGUUCGGCGAGGAAAGUGAUGAGAAGAGCCACCCUGGGUCCAGCCAGAAGGGAAUAUCGGAAAUCUGCAUGGAGGAGGAACCCACACACCUGAAGCUGGGCGUGUCCAUUCAGAACCUGAUGAAGGUUUACCGAGAUGGCAUGAAGGUGGCAGUCGAUGGCCUGGCCUUGAACUUCUAUGAGGGCCAGAUCACCUCCUUCCUGGGCCACAAUGGAGCCGGAAAGACCACCACCAUGUCAAUCUUGACUGGGUUGUUCCCUCCCACCUCCGGCACCGCCUACAUCCUGGGGAAAGACAUUCGCUCCGAGAUGAGCACCAUCCGGCAGAACCUGGGGGUCUGUCCGCAGCACAAUGUGCUGUUUGACAUGCUGACUGUUGAAGAACAUAUCUGGUUCUAUGCCCGCCUGAAAGGGCUCUCAGAGAAGCACGUGAAGGCAGAGAUGGAGCAAAUGGCCCUGGAUGUCGGUCUGCCACCCAGCAAACUGAAAAGCAAAACAAGUCAGCUGUCAGGUGGAAUGCAGAGAAAGCUCUCUGUGGCGUUGGCCUUUGUGGGGGGAUCCAAGGUGGUCAUUCUGGAUGAGCCCACAGCUGGCGUGGACCCUUACUCCCGCAGGGGAAUAUGGGAGCUGCUGCUAAAAUAUCGACAAGGCCGCACCAUUAUUCUCUCCACCCACCACAUGGAUGAAGCGGACAUCCUGGGGGACAGGAUUGCCAUCAUUUCCCAUGGGAAGCUGUGCUGUGUGGGCUCCUCCCUGUUUCUGAAGAACCAACUUGGAACAGGCUACUACCUGACCCUGGUCAAGAAGGAUGUGGAAUCCUCCCUCAGUUCCUGCAGAAAUAGCAGUAGCACUGUGUCGUACCUGAAAAAGGAGGACAGUGUUUCUCAGAGCAGUUCUGAUGCUGGCCUGGGCAGCGACCAUGAAAGUGACACGCUGACCAUCGAUGUCUCUGCUAUCUCCAACCUCAUCAGGAAGCAUGUGGCCGAGGCCCGUCUGGUGGAAGACAUUGGGCAUGAGCUGACCUAUGUGCUGCCCUAUGAAGCUGCCAAAGAGGGAGCCUUUGUGGAACUCUUCCAUGAGAUUGAUGACCGGCUCUCAGACCUUGGCAUCUCAAGUUAUGGCAUCUCAGAGACUACCCUGGAAGAAAUAUUUCUCAAAGUGGCUGAAGAGAGUGGGGUGGAUGCUGAGACCUCAGAUGGCACCUUGCCAGCAAGACGAAAGAGACGUGCCUUCGGGGACAAGCAGAGCUGUCUUCGCCCAUUCACUGAAGACGAUGCUAUUGAUCCAAAUGAUUCUGACAUAGACCCAGAAUCCAGAGAGACAGACCUGCUCAGCGGGAUGGACGGCAAAGGCUCCUACCAGGUGAAGGGCUGGAAGCUCACACAGCAACAGUUUGUGGCCCUUUUGUGGAAGAGGCUGCUGAUUGCCAGACGGAGUCGCAAGGGAUUCUUUGCUCAGAUUGUCCUCCCGGCUGUGUUUGUCUGCAUUGCCCUGGUGUUCAGUCUGAUUGUGCCACCCUUUGGCAAGUACCCCAGCCUGGAACUUCAGCCCUGGAUGUACAACGAACAGUACACAUUUGUCAGUAAUGAUGCUCCUGAGGAUGUGAGCACCCAGGAACUCUUGAAUGCCCUCACCAGAGACCCUGGCUUCGGGACCCGAUGUAUGGAAGGAAACCCAAUCCCAGGCAUGCCCUGCUCAGUAGGGGAGGAGGAGUGGACCACAGCCCAAGUUCCUCACACCAUCAUGGACCUCUUCCAAAAUGGGAACUGGACGAUGGAGAACCCCUCACCUGCCUGCCAGUGUAGCAGUGACAAAAUCAAGAAGAUGCUGCCCGUGUGUCCCCUGGGGGCUGGGGGACUGCCUCCUCCACAAAGAAAACAGAACACUGCGGACAUCCUUCAGAACCUGACGGGAAGAAACAUUUCGGAUUAUCUGGUGAAGACCUAUGUGCAGAUCAUAGCCAAAAGCUUAAAGAACAAGAUCUGGGUGAAUGAGUUUAGGUAUGGCGGGUUUUCCCUGGGCGCCAGUAAUUCUCAAUCACUUCCUCCAAGUCAAGAAGUUAAUGACGCCAUAAAGCAAAUAAAGAAACACUUGAAGCUGGCCAAGGACAGUUCUGCAGAUCGAUUUCUCAGCAGCUUGGGAAGGUUCAUGACAGGACUGGACACGAAAAAUAACGUCAAGGUGUGGUUCAAUAACAAGGGCUGGCAUGCCAUCAGCUCUUUCUUGAAUGUCAUCAACAAUGCCAUUCUCCGGGCCAACCUGCAGAAGGGAGAGAACCCCAGCCGGUAUGGGAUUACCGCUUUCAAUCACCCCCUGAACCUCACCAAGCAGCAGCUCUCGGAGGUGGCUCUGAUGACCACAUCAGUGGAUGUCCUCGUGUCCAUCUGUGUCAUCUUUGCAAUGUCCUUUGUCCCGGCCAGCUUUGUUGUGUUCCUGAUCCAAGAGCGGGUCAGCAAAGCGAAGCACCUGCAGUUCAUCAGUGGAGUGAAGCCCGUCAUCUACUGGCUCUCCAAUUUUGUCUGGGACAUGUGCAACUAUGUGGUCCCUGCCACGCUGGUCAUUAUCAUCUUCAUCUGCUUCCAGCAGAAGUCCUAUGUGUCCUCCACCAACCUGCCUGUGCUAGCCCUUCUGCUUUUGCUGUAUGGGUGGUCCAUCACACCUCUCAUGUACCCCGCCUCCUUCGUGUUCAAGAUCCCCAGCACAGCCUACGUGGUCCUCACUAGCGUGAACCUCUUCAUCGGGAUCAAUGGCAGUGUGGCCACUUUUGUGCUGGAGCUCUUCACCAACAAUAAGCUGAAUAACAUCAAUGAUAUCCUGAAGUCCGUGUUCUUGAUCUUCCCACAUUUUUGCCUGGGACGUGGGCUCAUUGACAUGGUGAAAAACCAGGCCAUGGCUGAUGCCUUGGAAAGGUUUGGGGAGAAUCGCUUUGUCUCACCACUGUCUUGGGACUUGGUGGGACGAAACCUCUUCGCCAUGGCUGUGGAAGGGGUAGUGUUCUUCCUCAUCACUGUUCUGAUCCAGUACAGAUUCUUCAUCAGGCCCAGACCUGUAAAUGCAAAGCUUCCUCCUUUGAAUGAUGAGGAUGAAGAUGUCAGGCGAGAAAGACAGAGAAUUCUUGAUGGUGGAGGACAGAAUGAUAUCUUGGAAAUCAAGGAGUUGACUAAGGUGUACAGAAGGAAGAGGAAGCCUGCUGUUGACAGGAUUUGUGUUGGCAUUCCUCCUGGCGAGUGCUUUGGACUUCUGGGAGUUAAUGGGGCUGGGAAAUCAUCAACUUUCAAGAUGUUAACUGGAGAUACCACUGUUACCAGGGGAGAUGCUUUCCUUAACAAAAAUAGUAUCUUAUCAAACAUCCACGAAGUUCAUCAGAACAUGGGCUAUUGUCCUCAAUUUGAUGCCAUCACAGAGCUACUGACUGGAAGAGAACAUGUGGAGUUCUUUGCUCUCUUGAGAGGAGUCCCAGAGAAAGAAGUUGGCAAGGUUGGUGAGUGGGCAAUUCGGAAACUAGGCCUUGUGAAGUAUGGAGAAAAAUAUGCCGGUAACUAUAGUGGAGGCAACAAGCGCAAGCUCUCAACAGCCAUGGCUCUGAUUGGUGGGCCUCCUGUGGUGUUUCUGGAUGAACCGACCACAGGCAUGGAUCCCAAAGCGCGGCGAUUCCUGUGGAAUUGUGCCCUAAGUAUUGUCAAGGAAGGGAGAUCAGUAGUGCUUACAUCUCAUAGUAUGGAAGAGUGUGAAGCGCUUUGCACUAGGAUGGCAAUUAUGGUCAAUGGGAGGUUCAGGUGUCUUGGCAGCGUCCAACAUCUGAAAAAUAGGUUUGGGGAUGGUUAUACUAUAGUUGUACGGAUAGCAGGGUCCAACCCUGAUCUGAAGCCUGUCCAGGAGUUCUUUGGACUCGCCUUUCCAGGAAGUGUCCUCAAAGAGAAGCACCGGAACAUGCUCCAGUACCAGCUUCCAUCUUCACUAUCUUCUCUGGCCAGGAUAUUCAGCAUCCUUUCCCAGAGCAAAAAGCGACUCCACAUAGAAGACUACUCUGUUUCUCAGACAACACUUGACCAAGUAUUUGUAAACUUUGCCAAGGACCAAAGUGAUGACGACCACUUAAAAGACCUGUCAUUACACAAAAACCAGACAGUCGUGGAUGUUGCACUUCUGACAUCUUUUCUGCAGGAUGAGAAAGUGAAAGAAAGUUAUGUAUGAAGAAUACUGUUCAUGCAAAGUGGCUGACAGAAAGGAGGAGCCAGCCCUUCCUUUGCACCAUGUGAAGUGUUCCAGAGGAAAGAGCUGGAUGUUUUUGUGGGAAGAAGUAAACUGGAUACUGUACUGAUACUAUUCAAUGCAAUGCAAUUCAAUGCAAUGAAAACAAAAUUCCAUUACAGGGGCAGUGCCUUUGUAGCCUAUGUUUUGUAUGGCUCUCGAGUGAAAAAGACUUGAAUUUAGUUUAUUACCUAUGUGAAACUCUAGUAUGGAACCCAGUGGACAUAUGGGUUUGAAAUACUUUUUUGUUCCUUUGUAUUCUCACUGAGGUUGCAACAAUAAUUCAUCAAGUAAUCAUGGCCAGUGAUUAUUUUUCAAAAUCAUAAGGCAUGCACAUCCUCAUUCAUCAAGCCAUGCCAUGCCAAGAGACUGGUUUCCCGGUGACACAUCCAUUGCUGGCAAUGAGUGCACCAGAAUUACUAGUGCCAAGUUGCUUAGAAAGCCUGAAGCACCAUGGUGUGUCAUGCACACUUUCGUGAAAGCUGCUCUGCUCAGAGUCUAUCAACAUCCUUAAAUAUCAGGUGACAAAAUGGUGCCAUAUGUGGAGAAGGUCCUGCUUUGAUUCCCACUUUGGUGAGCUGCUCUGGUGGUGGUAACAUGCAAACUGGGUGGCUCUAGACAAACGAAGUUUGCUUCCAUUGUUAUGUCGUCCCUUGCUUGGAGCCAUGGGUCUCCAGGGUCGUCUUUCUGGGACUCUUUAAAUAUACUUACCUCUUGGUAAGAAGCAAAGAAUCAGCAGCUGCAUUGGUGGGGCUGCAAGCUGCAGAGCCCAGGGCAUGGGAUGAGAGAGAUGGCACGUUCAAACCAAGGGAGGCCUGUGUCCUUUGUUCUGAUUGUCUACUACGGUACACCGCAUCUCAAGAUCUUGUUGUUUGACACACAUGUAUUAUUUCUGACUUUUUAAAUUAAUCUAGAAUAUGAAGAGAUAGAGUUGUAUUUUAACAAAAAUCUUUGUACUUUUAAUGUUAUUUGGAAUUUUAAGUUCUGUCAGUGACUUCGGAAACUUAGAAUGGCCUCUUUGUGAAACCCUGUGGUGUAGAGGAGUAUUGCAUCACUAGCUUUAUUUUCUCAUCUAAGUUUGCAGUUGGAUCGUCUGACUAGUGCCUACUGACCAGAAAACAGUGUGAUGGUCAAGAUCUCAUGACAACAUUAUAUUUGAAUUUCUUUAAGAUCAUGUAAAAUACUUUUAAUUUCAGUUCAUUAAUCAGCUGUUUUUUAGUGUAUGUUAUAGCUGAAUGAGUAAGUAUGGAUGGAUGGAGUGGGGAGAAAUUAAGUCUCAGUAGAUUUCCUGUGCUAUGUUAUUCAGCUAACUGGUUGUUUUGUUGUGGUUGUGGGAGACUGCUGAAAGAAUACUGGGCAGCCCACUUUUUGAAAAGAGCAACAAUGCAAAAGCCAAGGAAGUUCAAAUGUCAUAAGGGUCAUGAGACUAAACAAUGAAUACUUUACAGAGAACACAGCUAGCUUCAAAACUUGCUGAACAUAACUUGUGCUUGUGGUAUUUAGUGCCUUCAAAUAAUUGGCUUUGAACAUCUUAACAUCCCAUUCUGACAGUCUCAGAUUGUUCAUCUCUUCAAUAAAAACGGCAAAUGCCCCACAUUAAGUAUAUUUCAGACUUGUCUAAUCCAGUCUUAUUCUUUUUAAGUCAGUAAAUUUAAAAAAAAAUAUUAUUUCACUGAUGCUUAAUGUCAUCUGUCUUACACAACAGAAAUACAAGAGAACUAGUGUUUGGGUAAAGUUCAAGCAAUUUUUCCAUAUCAUUACUAAUUUCUUCUUUUUCUAAAAUUUAAAUAUUAACUCUAAAGGUGUAAGAUUUCAAAUCUAUUUCAAAUUAAUCUCUAUUCUUUUAAAAUUUCCAGAACAUUAUCAUGUAACUUGUUGCUUGGAAAAAGAAAAUGACUUUUAGAAAUUAAUGCCAAUACUGUUUUCCAAAAUGAUAAACAAAUAAUGAAGGCAUAUUUCCAAUAACUACUGGCAUGAGAUCAUUAUAUGUUAUGCUAUCUUUAAUGCUAUAAAAUUCAUAGGAUAAUUUAGUUUCUCCUUGUUUAAUAUUUUUUUCAAAAUCAAACUUCUGUCUUCCCAUUUCCCUAGAAUCAUGUUUUAAUUCUCUAUUGUAUUAACUCUUUGAGCAGCUCCUUGCUUUAAAGGCCAUAUUUUAAAAAAAUCAAAAGGCACUGUGAACUAUUUUUAAAAAAAUACAACUCUUCAAUACAGAUUUAACCUUUUUCUUUUCUUUUUGGUGAGGAGAAUUGGCCCUGAGCUAACAUCUGUUG